UGCUUUGUCCUGAUCAUGACUUCAGGCCAGAUGUGGAACCACAUUAGAGGACCACCUUAUGCGCACAAGAACCCCAGCACUGGACAAGUUAGUUACAUCCAUGGCAGCAGUCAGGCCCAGUUUGUGGCUGAGACACACAUCGUCCUACUCUUCAAUGCUGCUGUUACCAUGGGAAUGGUGCUGCUCUGUGAGGCCGCUACCUCUGACAUGGACAUUGGAAAGAGGAAAAUUAUGUGUGUAGCAGGUAUUGGUCUGGUGAUGCUGUUCUUUAGCUGGCUGCUGUCCAUUUUCAGAGCAAAGUACCAUGGAUACCCAUACAGCUUCCUGAUGGGUUAGAGCUGACCUCUCCAACUUCACACCAAGUAUGAACAGGAAGUUCCCCAAAGUGCUGUCAACAAGCAGGGUGCUGUCCAUGACAAUGCCACAUUUCUGUUUGCUAAACCAUGGCUUGUCUUCUAAUCUGUUGAGCCAAAAGUGUGUAUCAACACAUACACACACACACACACACACACACACACACACACAGUGCCUUUAUAAAGACUUAUCAAGCAAACAGAGCCAUCACUAGUAUGCAUUCUAAACUGUCUUGUGCCAAAAUGUGUUUUCUAGAUUCAUAUUUGGGAAUAGUUUUUCAGUCUCCUAGUGGACACAAAUUUCAGUAUGUAUCUUUAUUUUUUAAACAGGCCAUUAAAUCUGUUGUGUUUGUUUGUUUCUGAACUUGAACCAGGAUAUGACAUUUUUGGAGAACAAAGUGCAAAGUUCAGGCAUCCAGAGUUUCUGGAAAUAAGUCUUUUUAGUAACAUCUUAUACGGGUCUUGUAAUAGCUUAAUAAUGUCCUAGGAAGUUUUCUGGAAAGACAAUUUGGUACUACAUUUAGGGAAAUGUUUUUCUGUAAUAGUAGACUACUCUUGUAUCCACUUAACAGAUUUAAACAGGUCCUCUAUACAUAGAAAAAAAUAGGCUUGGCCAGAGUUGAAAAGCAAUUGUUGAUUGCAGAUAUCCAUUUAUACCCAAUUAAAUAUGUAUUUAUUACUGGAAAAAUAAUUCUCCAUAUAUGUUGAAUUGUAUGCUUGCCUGUGACCCAUAUUUUACAUGUUUUCAUGUUCAGCUGACCUGUGCUCUGAAUACAUGACAGGGUUAUACCAGACAUUGAUAAUCAUAUAUACCAAUUGAACACUGUCCAUUUUCUAUUGUUUAAUGGGUCCAAAUUAAAUUUUUCUUACGAGCACCCUUUCUAGGUAUUUACAGUUCAGUUUGUUUCUUGGCGGUGAUUGGCUAGUUGCAUCACUGCAACGUGACACAGGUGUGGAAAACAAUAGGAUACGGUUCUAUUUUCCACUUGAAAGCAGAAGUUAAUUUCACUUAAAUAUUCUGAAUCAUGAAUUAAGCAACUAUUGUGUGCAUGGUUGAAUUAACUGUGAAAUUAGUCCUGGGGCAAAAAUGAGCUGAUUAGUCCUCAUUAACACCCAUUGCUCUUGACUGAAUAUGCAGUGUGAACCAUGCUGUUUGGUAAUUUCAUUAAAAACAUUAACAUAAACUGUGUACCAGUGAAGGUGUUAAAUCUAACGCCACCUUUGCAUUAACUUGUCAAAAAACUUAGUUUCCCUUGUACGUAGAUAAGGAACUUGUUUCCACACAUCCAAUCAAGAGCCCCAGACCUUUAAACAACAACCACAUUAGCUUUCCUGUUAAAGUGUCUUCUAAUCUAAUUUACCAACCUGAACACACAUCUUGUCCUGCGGACUAAAACAUUCACCGGGGGCAAUGCAGUUUGUAAGUAUUUAGACCAGUUUACCAAACCAAAGGUAUUAAAAAAGUGAUUUGAUAGUAACAAAGUAGAAAUACUUAUAACCAAUGGUCAUAACAUAGGUAUAUAAAGUAUUGAUUAAACUGAGGUUAUCAUUUAAAGAAAAGGUUUCAAAUGCAGAUUUUUACUGGAUAAAAUGCUUGCAGAGCCUGCAGCUUCACCCACUCUGCUCCUCUAUAAGCUAUAUGUGCCUUAACACUGCUGAGCCGCUGGGGUGUGUGUUGACAUGUUGAAUUAACUGAAUAAAGAAUGAUAAAAAAUAGUGAUUAAUUGUCAGGUGAUUUUAAUAAAUCUUAGGGCAGUCUGAACUGGAAGCAGUUCAAUUAUUCAUCUCUACUCCCACUCAGUGAUGGUUAGUGUAGGGUGUAAAAAAAGUAACACUUUACAGGAUUCAAAUUAAUUACUACUUCGUGGUAGAUGCACAAGUAAAAUUUUAUUUAAUUUUUCUUUCUUCUCACUCGGUUUGUUAUGACCCUAUUUGGAAUUCAAUAGUAAAAAUUACUAGUAGGGGGAGGGAUGGUUUUAUGAAGUUUACCCCCCACCCCAAUUCAUUUUCAAAUUGCCAAAUAAGAAAGCAAUUUGUAGAAAACACGGUUUAAUCAACUCACUGAAUGGUGAAAAUGGUGUCUGUUUUUUUUGUUUUUGUCUUUUAAAUCAAACCACUUCCACUAUAAGUAAUUAGUGUUUGAAUUUAUCAAGUCACUUGACAGUAAAUCAUAUUUCAAAUACGUUUUGUAUAAUGUACCUUUUUAUUUCCACCUGUAAAAGGUUUUCAGUAAGGUUUGCAAGUCAACUUUUCAAACUUCCUGUUGUUAAAAGAUGAUUUUUGUUCCUUUUAUUAAGUAAAAAUGAACUAAACCCCAAAGCAAUGUGAGAUUUUAGAGUUUGUAUACAUCAAGAGAAAUAUGCAAACUCAUUUAUUAGGAUACUUAAUCAGAAGCAUAAAUUUUUUUUGUUAUGUAAAACCAAGUGCUUUAAAUGUUUAUGGUUGCUUUAUAAGGUUGUAUCAGGGAAGAAUAUUUUAUCCGAGGUGAACAUUUCAAUAUUAAAGUGCCUUGACCGCC
Molecule: messenger RNA, 2871 nt
Organism: Perca fluviatilis (European perch)
Lineage: Eukaryota; Metazoa; Chordata; Actinopteri; Perciformes; Percidae
Product: magnesium transporter protein 1
Cellular component (GO): oligosaccharyltransferase complex
Source: RefSeq, a predicted model, not a curated record